Fusarium subglutinans is the source of this 483-nucleotide messenger RNA. RefSeq names its product fusarubin cluster-esterase. NCBI's taxonomy places the organism in Eukaryota, Fungi, Ascomycota, Sordariomycetes, Hypocreales, Nectriaceae. The transcript has 2 exons. Bases 1 to 483 code for a protein of 160 amino acids. The record is from RefSeq and is a predicted model, not a curated record.
AUGAAGCCCGUUUUCGCAUCAGCCCUGCUCUUCCUUGGCCUCACUUCAGCUCAAUAUAGUGGCCAAAUUAAAGUCAAAGACGACGGCUGCCCUCAAUUCACCGCUGGCGAAAAGUCGCAACCUCUCAGUUGGGUCAAGGGCAACAACAUAUGCGCAGACCUUUCGGACAUAUGCCCCGAUGGAAAAUGCUUCAUGGCAUUCCAAGCCCUCGUGACUGGCACCGACAGCAGGACGCCGGCCAAGAUGGGAGCUUGUCCUACGGAUGAUUGCUCCUCGGAUUGUCAGACUUGGGACGUCGAGUCGCAGAGCAACAGCAUCAGUGUUGACUGUGCUGAGUUCACUGGCCAACACUACUUUUACUUGGCUUCUGUUCACAUCACAUACAAUCACUGUGUUGUGGGCUUCCCCCAGCAGGCUGGUGGCAAGCUUGAGUGGAUCAAGUUGGCUGACUGGGGUAUUAGGGGCAACAGUCAUUUAAUGUAA